This is a messenger RNA of Acanthosepion pharaonis, 603 nucleotides long. NCBI's taxonomy places the organism in Eukaryota, Metazoa, Mollusca, Cephalopoda, Sepiida, Sepiidae. The record is from the annotation of a GenBank genome assembly.
AUGUCUUUUAACGUUAACAUUUGGACGUACCUUUCUUCUUAUACAAUGAAUUUCAUUUCAUUCAGUCUUGUCAUUCGGGUAUUUGAUGAUAUCAUCACAACAAAUGUUUUAAGAGAUAUUAUUUGCAUCAUUCUCUUAUACGAUUCUAAAUUUUUAUCACCUCCUUUUUUUCUUUCUUUCUUUCUUUUGUUAACUUAUUCAUUUCUCAUCACAGUUUACUAUAACUGUUUCUUUUUUUCUUUUUUUUCUUCUUUCUCUGUUUAUUUUAUUCUGUUUUCUUUCUCUUAUUUCUUUCUUUCGUUCUUUCUUUCUUCAUCCUUUUUUUCGUUGAAUAUGAUUUCUUUCAUCGUACUGUUCUUUAUAUUUUUUUUAAAUUUCUUUAAUGCUUUAUUCUCUUGUUUCUUUCUCUUUAUUUCGGCAUUUCAUUCCUUUUCUUUUUAUCCUUUUUCUUUUUUCUGUAAUUCAUUUUUAAGCGUUCCUCUCUCUUCAUUCCUGUCUUUUUUUAUUUAUCUCUCGCAUCAACCAAUUCCUACCUAUAUGAUCAACGAUCACCUCAAUAAAUUUAUAUCUAUCUAUCUAUCUAUCUAUCUAUCUAUCUGUUGA